UUGGAGCAAAACAUGGCGGAUUAUUAUGCAUCGAAAAGGUGGAGGGAGAGCUUUUGAUAGAAAACGAAGCGAAACAAAGGGGAAGUCCACAUCACAACAAGGCCAUUCUUUUCACAGGCGUAAUUUUAGAUUGUUUGCUGCCCCUGUAUUGUUUCUUUUUGUAUUAAUCCGCUCUGUAGCCACGAAUGUUUGGGCCCUUUUGGCGGUUGUGAUAUCCCACAAUUUAUUUACCUCGCAAAGAAACCGGUUCAGAAGUAGGCAAGGGGAUGCAGAGGCACCAAACGUCAUGUUGUCGAAUAAUAAAUCUUUGGCUUCUAAAGUUGGGCCUGGAGAGCCUGCCCUUGUAAAACAAAAACAUCAUCAUAGGAAGGCGUUUGAAUACAUAUCGAGAGCAUUGAAGAUUGAUGAAGAAGACGCAGGACGUAAGGAGCAAGCAGUUGAGCUAUACAGAAGAGGCAUUGGUGAGCUUCAGAAGGGAAUCGCAGUGGACGUGACAGGACCGGGUCAAGCCUUUGAUAAAGCGCGCAGACUGAAGGACAAAAUGGUGACCAAUUUAAUGAUGGCUGAGGAUAGGCUGGAGGUUUUAGAAAAGGCUUUGUCAUGUGUUAAGAAGACAGAGGAUUCUGAGAGCACGGAUAGAGUUGCUCCCCUUGCAAGUAAGCCAGAGUGCUCUGCACCCAAGAAUGGCUACCACAAAACGGCUGGGGCAUCUAAGACUGCUGGAGCUGCCAACAAACCCCUGAAGCCAAUGAAAAACCAACUGAUGGUGCAUAAGAGUAACACACUACCGAGGUCAAGGAUAACCCCUAGGGUGGGGAUCAGCCCUACAUCAUCACCGCGGCGACCACUCCCUGUCAGCAGACAGCCCUCCAUAGACAAUUUAAAAGACUUACCUGUGAAGAAGAAACAGUUGCCGAGCAACCUGAAAAAUGUUGAUAAGAAGCUAGCUAAUUUGAUAUUGAAUGAAAUUGUUGACUCCGGUCCCCCUGUUCGUUUCAGUGACAUAGCUGGUCAAGACGUAGCUAAGCAAGCAUUACAAGAGAUCGUCAUCCUUCCAGCAUUACGGCCAGAGUUGUUCACUGGUUUGAGAGCUCCGUCCAGAGGCCUUCUGUUGUUUGGACCUCCAGGAAAUGGCAAAACAAUGCUGGCUAAGGCAGUGGCGAAUGAAUCUAAAGCCACUUUCUUCAACAUCAGUGCGGCAAGCCUGACUUCCAAAUAUGUAGGAGAAGGUGAAAAGUUGGUACGAGCGUUGUUUGGUGUGGCACGUGCCCUUCAGCCAGCAGUUAUCUUUAUAGAUGAGGUAGACUCUCUGCUUUGUGAGAGAAGAGAAGGAGAGCACGAGCACAGCCGCAGAUUGAAGACAGAGUUCCUGGUGGAGUUUGAUGGGGUGGCAGGUUCGUCAGAAGACCGUAUCCUGGUGAUGGGAGCCACAAACAGACCUCAGGAACUAGAUGACGCUGUUCUCAGACGGUUCUCUAAACGAGUAUAUGUAACAAUGCCAGAUGCUAGCACCCGACGCACAAUGUUAGCCCACCUCUUAAGAAAACAUUCCCACCCCUUGUCAAGGCGAGAGCUAGAUGAACUCGCAAGGCUAACAGAGGGCUAUUCAGGCUCUGAUCUCACCAGCCUAGCCAAAGAUGCCGCACUGGGUCCAAUCAGAGAACUCUCUCCCAGUGAAGUUCGCUCGAUGGAGGCUAAUAAGAUGCGGGGUAUCAGCUUGGCAGACUUCCACGAAUCAUUGAAGAGAGUAAGAAAAAGUGUUCCAGCAGAUAGCAUAGCCAAGUAUGAAGCCUGGAAUCAGGAAUUUGGGGACAUCACAGCAUGAUUCAACCUUGGAGCUGAAACUCCUGGCUUAAUACCCUGGGCAUAUCCACAUCCUGAAUCUAGGGAAUAUGGUCCAAGGUUAUAUGUUUUGCGUGUCUUGUUUGUGGGUUAAAGUACAAGUAUCUGAGUAUUUCCUUCCGUAUAGGACAGUAUCACGUGAGAAUGCUCUUGUGAGGAUGUUACAGCCACAACUACAAAUGGCUGAAAACGUCAAGGUGAAAAGGUAGGUACAUCUCAUCUCAAGUUGAUCAAGGGUUAAUUCUUCUUAUAUUGGACUUCAACACAAUGAUAUAUGAUGAUAUGUAGGUAUAUCUGCCAUAUCUUCCACUGUUUUAUAUGCAGCCAAAGACCAUGUAUAACAAUUUUGAAAUUCAGAUUCAAUCAACCUAUUUCAUGGUACAAUCCGACCAGUUGUAGGAAGGAGAGACGUAAUUACUGCCUGUCUCUCUGAAAGAGAUCUGGCCUUAAGGUUGUUUUGGUCUUGCCAAAAUGCUGUAUAUUUCUGAUAUCCUGCUGGAAAUCUGAAUACUUGCUUGUGACAUAUUGAUAAAUUUUACUCCACUAGGAUGCUGAGCAGUGAAUAUGUCAGGAAAUACUUCCAACGCAGUGCUCACUUGUUUGUGGAAAUCACACAAUUCUGACAACCCUUAUCAUGAACAGCUGUCAACAAUACCUUUCUUGGGGAUUGACAUCAUCAAGAAAUUAAAUGUUCAGUUUAGAUAAGCAUAUAGAAAAUCAUCUCUAAUUCCUCAACCUUUUCAUAUAUGAAAGAGCAAUUUUCACUGUAGUUUAUGCACAUUUUCAAUUUGAUUUUGGAGGAAAAAAUACAUUGGCUGGAUUGGUGAAUUUAAGGGCUUCACAAAAGGUAUAGCUUUAUCAGUCAACACAAAAUAAUGCCUUCAGAAUAUGCUUGAAUAAUCAUCUUGCAAACAUGCGGCGAAAAGGUUGAAAAAUAAAAGUCUCUAACUUGGAUGUUUGUAACCUUGGUAACUUCUACCAGGAUAUCUGAUGGAUUAGAUUGUCUAUAUUUAUACAUAUAUGCUGUUCUUUUUUUUUUUAUCCAUCUCUUUUUUUUAGUACUCUAUGCAAAUAUCCUUUAAUGUAAAUGUACAUUGGAAGCUGUCCACCUUUACUACCUUAAUCUCAAAAUACUUUUUUUUUCGCAACUGUUUGAAGUAAUUUUGCCAUGUAGUAUGGACAAAUGGAGAAAAAAAUAUUGUUGAUGUUAAAAAUGUUGAUGUAACUUACUGAUUAUAAAUGUUGGAAGUUUGGUUUUUCUGCUCUUUGGUUGGAGAUUUCGAGGGAUAUAUCUCUAAUGCAUGUAUUGUUAUGCUCAGUUUGUAGUUGUCCUAUUUUCAAAUGAAAAACUUGAACUAUUUGUGUAAGAAUACUUGCUGGCUAGGCUUCAUGUAUGUCAAACAGUAUUUUUUCUCUCAUCUUUCUAUGUGAUUGUUAUAAACCAAGAAUGUAUGACCCUGUAGACCCACUGAUAAGCUUUAUCUUAUGCACAAAUGGUGCAACGCUGAGAAACGAAGAUGUCAUUUUGCCUCAUUAUUUCAUCAAGUUAUUUUACCAUCAUUAGACUUGAGUAUUAAUGAUGUAUGAGGUUAUUUCUGGUUGAUUGUGUAUAAUUAAUUGCUUAUGUUUUAGCCCAUGUUUGGAAUAUGCAACAUUAUAGUGUAUCAACCAGCCAUUGCUAUGAAUGUUCAUUAGUUCUUAACUGACAAACUUGCUUCUCUCCCUUUACUUUGAUCUCCUGUGAUAUGUGUGAAAAAUAUUUGUUUGGUGUGGUGAGACACUCAGCUGUUGUACCUUGUCCUUGAACAUGUUAAGAGACAACCAGUAGAUUUACAAGAAGCCUCAGAGGUUAAGGUGUUAGAUACUAGUUGGUGUUGAAGAAAUGUGAUAUUGUUUAACACAUAAUUUUUUAAAAUUUGUUUUAUUAUUUAUUAAUGUGCUUCUAGAUUGGUGAAUAAGUUGCUCAACCAGUUGUAUUGGCUGUUUAAUGUAUGGGAGUAUAGGCAUUGAUGUAGCAUCCUUAUAGAGCAAGGAGAUUCUAUUACAAAAGUCUUACACCAUCUGAAAUUUUACUGUAAUUUUGAAGAUUUUUUUUAACCUGUUUAACAAAAUAUCUUAGCGAUUCAGGAUAAUGAAUGCAUGCAAGAAGUAAAAUUUCACGUUUCUGACAUAUUCUUCCGCUAACAGCGUGAUUGGCUAUGAUCUUGUCUGACGACUCUCAUACGUGAUCCUAACUGAGCCUUUAAUUAGAGCUAGCAGGGAUGUGGCUAGAUCAGCAGUGCAAAGAAAUCUGCAUUUUAUCAUAAAUUUCUUUCAUGCUGGAAGUACAUAUUCCCAUGUAUUACUGAUACAAGUCAGUAUGGAGAAAUAUUUGUAUGUAACAGGAACUCACACACCACAAGAAAAAGAAAAAAAUGGCUUAGAUUCAAUAGCGUGGACAAGGCUACAUUACAAGAGUAUCGUGUAGCUGUAGAAGUAAAUGUCAUGCUGAAAUGGUCAGUUUGAUGGCUGUAAAAAAAAAAAUAACUCAGCUAUGCAGUGUACCGUUCUUGCUGUGUGAACAGAAUUAUAACCGGUCAAAUUUUCUCAUUUGUCACCUUUUCAUUUUGCACUCCAUUGUUAUCACAUCAUUCAUUCAUAGAAAUUAAGGAGCUACAUGGUUUACUGUCUGACGUUGUUAAGUUCAGGAAAAACUUAUCAUGUACAUGGGUGUAUAUAUAAUUGAUACGGUAUAUACUUUUAUCAUCCGAUUGGUAAAUGUACACAUAUUUAUUAUGCUUACAUCUUGAGACCAUUAACCAUCAGCAGUCACUCAUGUGUGUCUCUGCUAGACAUCUUUGUCGACAUGCAAAGCAUGGCCGUUGUUCUUUACCCAUAUUACAUCAUUUUUCAAUUGUGAGGAACUAUGUACUUGUGCCUAAGCUUUUGCAGAGUGUAAAGGAAGGAAUUGUAUUUAACUAUUAUCUUCUUCAAUCUUAUGAUACCCAAUACUACAGAGCCAACUUACGAAAGACGAAAGUUGUGAGUCACUUCUUUAAUGUACAUUAUUAAAGAAAGAUCAGGCAAAAAAAAAAAAAGUUACAGCCAAGUGAAAAAUGAAAUGAAGUAUAUGAAAUACCAUUUUGUACUUGACCUUAAACUGAUUAUAGGGUUCUUGUGAAUUUCUUAAUCCUUGGGUUAAUUGCUCCACUGAAAUACCCAAUUUUCAUUGUAAGUUGUAAAAAUGUUAAGUAUUGAAAAGCAGUGAAAUUUACACUCAAAUGCUUAUCGAAUUGUCAAGAUCAUGCUUGUUUUUUGCAUUCAUGUUGGAAUACACCAACAUGUAACAAUCUUUGUGAUGAAUAAAGAAAGGUUUAUGUAGGUAUUAUGUAUGUUCAUUAUAUAGCAAGUGCUCAGGGUAGGCUGUUGUGGUAUCUCGUCUAGUCAAGUCAGUGUAGUUAGGAGCUAUAUAUUCUAUGCUGGCCCAUGUUUUGUGUCUGUGUGUACGUGUAUUAGACGUUGUUGCUUGUUCUGGUGUGCUCUUUAAUACAAAGUUCUUUGGGUGUAAUUAGGAACAAAUUUGUGCAGUUUAGUUGUCCCUUGGGGAGAAAAGCUUUUGAAUACCCUUUAUAAGGCCAUUAUACAUUUUGUGCUUCUCUUGAAUGAAGCUAAUAACUGUAUCUGAGAAUUUAGGAUAUGUCUUUCGCCCGCAGAUCAUAAAGUUGUCUGUUUUGUGGAUUUCAAAGCUGUUGCAUUCCGUAGAUGGUCAUGCAUUUCUGCUGUCCUUGUUUAUUUUUUCAAGAUUUUUAUUAUUUAACCUGUUUAACAGGAUGCCGUGUGCUACUUCUUCUUAAGUGCUACGUAUCUGGGAUUUUUAUAAUUGUUUUUCAAUUAACACCUGUGCAGUUACAUUCUCUGUCAAACUUAACACUUGUGCACAGGUAUCAUCUUGUCUCAGCUUGUCAUAUUUGUUCACCAGUUGUCAGGCCCAGGGUACAAAUAAAGUAGCUAAAGUAUACUGCGGCACUGUUGAAUGUUGAAAAUAUAAUAAACAGGUUGACAAAUGGGCCCUAAUGCAUGGCAUAUGUGACACAGAUACAGGCUGUUUCAUUAUUUUUAUUGUUAGAGGUGAAGAGCCAAAGAAUAUAGUUACCGUGACAGGCAUACUUGUUAAUGAACUAUACAAGCACAAUUAAUAAUACUGCACCUUUACUACAUGAGUUGGAAUUGAACUUGUGCACAGAGUGUGAAGGUGUGAGGCUAAAUUUACAGGUAAAUUGUCACCUGGAGAGAAGUAAGAGGCAAAAAGGGAUGUUUGUACCGAAUUACCCUAAUGUAGGGUAACCAACUCAAACUGACUCUAGUGUAUGAAAGUUUUUUGGUACAAACAACAUGGUUCGCCUCCUUUAAUGUGGACUUCUGUGUAGGUGUUAUACUGUUCUUACCAUGUCAAUCAUCAGGGGAGAUAAUUUACAGCAGUGUUGGCUCUUGUAUGGUUGACCCAUCUCCAAGCCUUGAGUUAGUGUUGUGAUAUCAGUUAUCAGGCUUGUUGGGUCUGGCUAUAGUGUCUCAGUAGAAAUAUUUGUAAUCUACAGUAGUGUCUUUCAUCUUAAUUCACAAUUAGAGUAAACAUCAUCUACAUGUACUAAUGCUGACCUUUUGUGUUUGUUCUUUUUUGAAUGUGUGCCCUAAAAUGACAUAAAA
This is a messenger RNA of Liolophura sinensis, 6525 nucleotides long. Its product is annotated as spastin-like. The transcript is spliced from 16 exons. Gene Ontology annotation, molecular function: ATP hydrolysis activity; microtubule severing ATPase activity; ATP binding. Bases 26 to 1825 code for a protein of 599 amino acids. NCBI's taxonomy places the organism in Eukaryota, Metazoa, Mollusca, Polyplacophora, Chitonida, Chitonidae. Gene Ontology annotation, cellular component: microtubule cytoskeleton. The record is from RefSeq and is a predicted model, not a curated record.